Molecule: messenger RNA, 3378 nt
Organism: Trachymyrmex septentrionalis
Lineage: Eukaryota; Metazoa; Arthropoda; Insecta; Hymenoptera; Formicidae
Biological process (GO): DNA replication
Molecular function (GO): nucleotide binding; DNA-directed DNA polymerase activity; DNA binding
Source: RefSeq, a predicted model, not a curated record
AUGGGGGAGGAAGAGGAAGAGGAGGAGGUGGAGGAGGAAGAAGAGGAAGACAACACCGAUAAUGCUGAUAAUGAUGAUGAUGAUAAUGAUGAUGAUAACGAUGACAGAGGCGAUAAUGCUGCCAAUAACAUGGAAAUCAUCUCCAACGAGAUUAGCAACGUCGAUGACAACGGCGAUGAUGGAGAGGAGGAGGAGGAGGAAGAGAGGGAGGAAAUAACUCAGGAAGCAACAGAGGAAGAAGAUAACAGAUAUUACGUGCCUCUUGGAAAUGAAGUACAAAUAGGCGGUGGUGCUGAGCGUCUUACAUCGCAGCACACUCGAGAAGAAAUGCCGCUGGAAGAAGAAUCCUCACAAAAUUCCACCGGCGAACAACGUCAUCAUCAUCAUCGUCAGCAGCAGCAUCAGCAGCAGCAGCAACAGCAGCAGCAGCAGCAUCAACAGCAGCAGAUCGAGGAAAACGAUCGGGAACGUCAUCGUCGACAGGAGGAGGAGGAGGAGGAGGAGGAGGAGGAGGAGGAGGAGGUUAGAGAUAAUUUUACUUUUAUAGAUUUAAGGGCGGAAAACUCGCGUCGGUUUAGGAAUUUCGCGUUAUUAGGGAGAGAGGCAACUUUCGCGAUACGACCGCCACCCGAGGGUACCGAUAUCGUUCGAUGGAUAGAAAACGCGUUCCGUGAAAUUAGGACGUACGCGCUACAUUCGUGCGAACCGAACGAUUACGUAGGAUUAUCGUUCGAAUCGGCGGAUCUAGCGCGCGGUCCGGCCGGUCUAUCGUUUCGUCCAGCACGCGACUUAACUCACGAGGACAUAUGGCAACUCGUGAGUUCGUUGGCGCAAAGUGCCGGAGGGUUCGAUAUCGCGGAAAAUUUUACCGUGCGUGUUUUUAAAGUCUCGGUACCCGCAGGUCGCGGACGUCAAUCUAAUAGAUUGACUCGCGAAGACAUAGCCAAACGCUCGAUUUUACAAAUAAAUAACACAGACAAUUUGUGUUUUCCCCGUUCGAUCGUAGUGGCUCGCACAUAUCAAGAGCGCGGGCAACUUCGUACGGGGGAAUUGCAAGAAAAAUGGGAAUCCGUGAGAUACCAGCGUUCUUCGUUACAGCGUAAGCUGGCCGAAGAAUUAACGAAAUCCGCUGGUAUCACUAUUCCCGAGGAAGGCUGUGGUAUUCGUGAAAUCGAGCAAUUCCAACGGAUUCUCGCUACCGAAAACAUUGCUAUAAUGGUAUAUAAUUUUAGAACUUUCGGUCGAGGCGAGAAUCCGAUGUAUGACGGCUGCUCGUUACUUUCCUCCCUAGGUCGCGAAUCCUCGUGCCGUUUAAACGUAAUGUAUUACGAGGGCUCGCGACAUUAUAAUCCUAUACUAAAUUUAAAAGCCGCCGCCGGUUCUCGUGGAGGAUAUUGCGUAGCGUGCAACGUGGGCUUUCGUAACAAUCGAGGGCAUCGGUGCUCAAAAAAAUGCCCACGUUGCUACGCCACCCCGUCUUGCGAGCUCCCCGACGUUGAGCUGAUUAAGUGCGAUUCGUGCGCUCGCGUCUUCUUCGGACGCCCGUGUUUCGAUCGUCAUCGAACGCAGGGAUCGUAUAAUCAAUCCCUCUCAAGCGUUUGCGAAUCCAUUAAAAUUUGCAACGGUUGCGGGCGAUUGAUUAAUUCAAAAUCGCGACACGAUUGCGACGUAAUUUAUUGUAAAACGUGCCGUUCGUUACGGUCUUCGAAUCAUUUGUGUUACAUGCGGCCUCUUUGUCGUAAAGCCACAGUAGAAAACCCUGGAGAGGGUACAAGUACUAUGGCGUUGCGAGAAGAAAAUCCGCAAACAAAUACGAAUGACGCCGAAGACGCGGACGAGCGUGUUAAAAAAGAUCGCGUCGCAUUCGUGUUUUAUGAUUUCGAAACGCGGCAAGACGAAACGCUCGAAGGAACGGAGAACGUAAGAAUUCACGUUCCAACUCUCUGCGUCGCGCAACAAAUUUGCGAAGCGUGCGCGGGAAUAGAGGCCAUGUCUUUGCGAUGUCGUUGGUGUGGAGUGCGCGAAUUCGUAUUUAGUAGAGACCCCGUAAAAGAGUUUGUCGAUUUCGCGACGCGCUCAUCUAAAUAUUUUAAAAAAUUUAUCUGUAUCGGGCAUAAUGCUAAAGCAUUUGACGCUCAAUUUAUUUUAAAGUACAUCGUUGAAAAGUCGGGAAUAACGGAAGAACCUCGGGUGAUUUUGAACGGAACGAAAAUUAUCGUUAUGACGGUUGGACGUACAAAAUGUAUCGAUAGCUCAAAUUAUAUAUCUAUGCAGUUACUCAAGGCUUUCGGGCUGCAGGAUACUCUGGGUAAAGGUUUUUUUCCUCAUUUGUUUAAUUAUUGAUAUUAUUCGCCCGAACAAAUGAAACCCGAGGAACACGAGCGUUUUAUGGUUUGGCACGAGGAAAUGUCGCGUUCGAAUUUCGAUUUUAAUUUUAAACAGGAGAUAAUAAAAUAUUGUCGAAACGACGUAGAUAUCCUUCGACGCGCGUGCAUGGCGUUCAGAAAAAUCUUUUUAGAACGCGGAGACGUGUGUCCGUUCGCAGAAUGCACGACUAUCGCUUCAACAUGUAUGAAAGUUUUUCGUAAAAACUUUUUACGUGAGGAAGAAAUAGGAAUCAUUCCACCGGGCGGAUAUAGAUAUAAAGAUAAUCACUCGCACAAAGCCCUGCAGUGGUUAGUGUGGAUGGAGCGCGAGCUCGGGCAUCCUAUCCAUGCAGGGCGAGGCCGCGAGUAUCGAAUUGCCGGUACAUCCGUCGACGGAUAUUACGAAGUCGAAUCAGAGAACGAGACGUCGCGUUACGUGUUACAAUUUCACGGUUGUUUUUGGCACGUUGUCCCAGCUGUUCAAAUCAAUCGCGAAAGACUUACGUCCGGGGUGUCGCGCGAAGAUACAAUCGACGCACGAUACGAACGAACUUUCGCAAUGACAUGGCGUCUUCGACAACGAAGAUAUAGGGUGAUAGAAAAACGGGAUUGCUGCGAAACGUUCUCGCAGGCCGAGUGCAUUCACUAUUUCCGCGCUGAUCGUGAAUUCGUAGGAGCGUGGGUAUCCUGCGAAUUGCGCAAGGCUCUCGAGAAAGGUUAUCUCGUAACGAACGUGAGCGAAAUAUGGCAGUUUACAGUCACGCGGCUCGAUCCUCGUACGAGGCAGGGUGGUUUGUUUACCGAAUAUAUCAACAGUUUUUUGAAAUUAAAGCAGGAAGCUAGCGGAUGGCCGAGCGAAUGCCUGGAUGACGAGAUUAAGGAACAGUAUCUUCGGAAAUACGAAAAAACCGAAGGUAUUGUUUUCAAUAAAAACAAUAUCGCCCGAAAUCCAGGUUUACGUUCGGUCGCAAAGCUCUGCCUGAAUUCUUUCUGGGGUAAAUUCGGCCAAUGA